AUGAGCGCCCCCCAGCUGGCCAGCUACCUCAAGGCCAAGCUGCCCGCACUCAUCAGCCUCGCCGUCGGCAUCAUCGUCGGCCUCCUCGUCGCCCUCCUGCUCUCCUCGGCCAGCAGCAGCCCCGGCAGAAAACAGUCGGAGUGGCGGGGCGGAGCCAGCGUGCCCACCUGGACGCACUCGCGCACCGCGGCCACCAAGUUCGCCGUGCCCGUGCCCACGCUCGACCAGCGCUUCCGCGUCUUCAGCCUGCUCGCCACCCUCACCGGCCACCACACCCAGUCGUGCACCAAGGCGGCCCAGAAGCCCUACAAGCGCCAGGUCUACGAGCGCUACGAGCCCCUGCUCGGCUACGACCCCGCCAGCAGGGCCAAGAGCGCCGCCGCCGCCGGGCCCAUCCAUCUCUUCAAACACCUCAUCCCCGGCGCAGACGACCCCGACCAGGACUUCACCGGCAUCCUCGACUUCAAGGGCCACUCCAAACUCAGCCUCAACGCCCGGCGCUCCCCGGACGCCUCCUCCUCGUCGUCGUCGUCGUCGUCGACGACCUCCGAGCGCUCGAAGGCCGUCCGACGCAAGGGCACCGGCCACAAGUACUUCUUCGCCAUCAACCUCUACAACUCCUUCGACGUGAUCCCGGACCUGUUCUCGACCAUGUUCAAGGUCUCGGCGAUCCUCGGCUUCCAGAACGUGUUUGUGUCGGUGUACGAGAACGGGUCGUCGGACCAGACGAAGGCGCUGCUGCGGCUCUUCGACGGCCUCAGCCGCUCCGUCGGCAUCCGUGUCGUCAUCCGCACCUCCCUCCGCACCCGCGGCGCCUUCCACCACCGCAUCGAGUACCUCGCCGAGGUCCGCAACGCCGCCCUGGCGCCCCUCCAGGAGCUCCGCGACUCCGAGGGCGAGCUCUUCGACACCAGCCGCCGGCAGAACGCGGGGAUCACCUGUGGGGCGGACUACAUCUUCCACGAAGAGAUCGCCCAGCCGGUGUUCUAUGACAAUUGGGUGGCGCGCGACAUCAACGGGACCGCGCUGGAGAAUGCGCCCUUCGAGUCGAUCUUCCGCGACCCGCCCUCGCAGCACGCCUUCGAGCGCCACCUGCCCAUCCAGGUGCAGUCGUGCUGGAACGGCAUCGCCAUCUUGGACCCCGCCCCGCUCUACGCCCAUCCGCGGGUGCGCUUCCGGAUGGCCCGGCUGGCCGAGGGCGAGUGCAGCGCCUCGGAGUGCUCGCUGAUCUGCAACGACUACUGGAACGCCGGCUACGGCCGGAUCGUCAUGGUCCCCCGCGUCAAGCUCGCCUACGAUAACAGGGUCUGGCAGAUCAUCCAUCCCGAGCGCAAGAAUCUGACCGUCAUCCGCGGGUACACGAGGCUCGGCGGGACGCCCGACGAUCCGACGGCGGACCCGCAGGACCGGGCCUGGUUCGGCCCGCACGACCGGCUGUUCCGGCAGGAGGAGAGCGAGGAGCUGGCGAUGAAGCCCGAGCCCGCCUUCGUCUGGUGCUGGGGCUGGGACGGCGCGGGCGACCUGGACGGGCCCGACGUCGACCCGAUCUGGGAACCCACCAAGAACCUCACCUUCGAUCCCCGCGUCAUCCGCCACGACCGCGGCUUCGACCUCGGCGCCUGA
Molecule: messenger RNA, 1623 nt
Organism: Puccinia triticina
Lineage: Eukaryota; Fungi; Basidiomycota; Pucciniomycetes; Pucciniales; Pucciniaceae
Exons: 6
Coding region: 1-1623 (540 amino acids)
Source: RefSeq, a predicted model, not a curated record